GUGCCGGGGCCGGGGCCGGGGCUGGACUUGCACGGGAAACAAGUGGACUUUGCCCAUAGCUUUGCAUCGCUGAGGGGACUCUCGAAUACACGCGCUGUCAUAUUAGGGGCAUUUCUUUCCACGAGAGAAGCGAUAUAUGCUGCUCUGACGUCUGCCUCAGAUAUUUCCCACUUGCUUUUUUUUUUUCCUCUUCUCUCCGCUUCCUCCCCAAUGUGCAUUUUCCCCUCAGCGACUUUGCGCUGAUCUCCAUCAUCAUCUGCAGCAGCGACAAGAGGGGAACGCGGGGAACGAAGAUGCGAUUUUUCUUUUUGUGAGCUCCAAGCUCCAAGCAAGAACUGAAGCUUUAACGACAUCACGUCUGCUUCCAGUAGCACCGCUGCUGCAGCCGCAACCAUGCAUGCUCUUGUGCACACUUGGACCGGGAAAUUCCAUCCACCGAUUUGAGACAACUUUCUGGCUGUUUUCUCGCCAUUCUCGGCACCGCGUUUUGACAUUUGGAAUCGAUUGUGCGCGCUUGAGUUUUGAGCAAGAUGUCCGAUCUGGUGGUGUUGGUCGAGGGGCUCUGUGACCUGCACGGAUUUCCAUAACCGGGGCCAAUUAUUAAGAUUUUUGACACCGAGAAGCCCGCUUGAACACGUCGCACGCGUAGAUGUAGGCUACAGUUUAUUGGACAUUCGACUCCCAUUGUGCUGCUUUUACUUUGUGCAUUUGCCGGACCGAGGGACCAGCUGACUGGUUGGAUUAUAGAUACUAGAAAUCAGGAUUUGUGGAGAUGUCGGGUCGUCAAGAAGAUCAAUUAUGUGGAAUUGUCUCUGCUCUGGCGGCUUUGUCCUUCGCAUGCUUUAUUCAAAGCUCCACUGGAAGCACGGGAAUGUCUGUGGCCAAGACUACCGUGGACAAGUUGCUGAAGGGAUAUGACAUCCGUUUGAGGCCUGAUUUUGGAGGUGCUCCAGUCAUUGUCGGGAUGAGCAUCAACAUAGCAAGCAUCGAUUCCAUCUCCGAAGUAAACAUGGACUACACCAUCACAAUGUAUUUCCAGCAGAGUUGGCGAGAUAAGCGUUUGGCCUAUGGUGAACUGAACCUCAACCUGACUCUGGAUAACCGUGUCGCAGAUCAGCUUUGGCUCCCAGACACCUACUUCCUUAAUGACAAGAAGUCCUUUCUUCACGGAGUGACAGUUAAAAACCGUAUGAUCCGACUGCACCCCGACGGCACCGUCUUGUAUGGGCUGAGAAUAACGACCACGGCCGCUUGCAUGAUGGACCUGAGGAGGUAUCCUCUUGAUGAACAGAACUGCACCUUGGAAAUUGAAAGCUAUGGAUACACCACAGAUGACAUCGUGUUCUUCUGGCAAGGAGGCGACAGCGCUGUGACGGGUGUGGACAAGUUAGAGUUACCUCAGUUCUCCAUUGUGGACAUCCAGUUGGUCUCCAAGGAAGUAAGGUUUACCACAGGUUCUUAUCCGAGGCUUUCGCUGAGUUUCAGGAUUAAGAGGAACAUUGGAUAUUUCAUCUUGCAGACAUAUAUGCCCUCCAUCCUGAUCACCAUUCUAUCCUGGGUCUCCUUCUGGAUCAAUUAUGAUGCCUCUGCAGCUCGUGUUGCCCUGGGUGUGACAACGGUGCUCACCAUGACGACAAUUAACACCCACUUGAGGGAGACUCUCCCAAAGAUCCCCUACGUGAAAGCCAUCGACGUCUACCUCAUGGGCUGUUUUGUGUUUGUGUUCCUGGCCCUGCUGGAAUAUGCCUUUGUAAAUUAUGUAUUCUUUGGCCGGGGCCCGGCACAACAGAAGAAGAUCAAUGAAAGGCUGAAUAAAGUCAACAAUGAGCGCACACGAUACGAAGAGAAGCGCCUAAGGGAACAGGAGUCCAUUUCUGUGCCGUUUCAAACCGACACCUUCAGGUCAUUUACACAGCGAAGAAAUCUGUAUCUCGAGGAACAAAGAAAAGUUGGGGUGGACGCGUACGGCAACAUUCUCCUCACCACUCUGGAGAUGAACAACGAGGUGAUGCCGUCCGACGUGGGCAGCAGUGUCAGUGACUCUCGGAAUUCAGUCAUGUCCUUUGACAGCUCCGGGGUCCAAUUCAGGAAGCCCGCGGCGCCCCGAGAUGGCUUCGGCCACCGCUCGCUGGAUCGCGGCGCCGUGCGGAGCCGGGCCAACUGCCGACUACGGCGGCGCUCGUCCAAGCUCAAGUUGAAAAUCCCAAACCUGUCAGAUGUGAGCACCAUUGACAAGUGGUCCCGGGUCAUCUUCCCAAUCACUUUUGGAUUUUUCAACCUCAUCUACUGGCUGUACUAUGUGAAUUGAUGCGCAUCCCACUAGGAAUCAUGGGCCAUAUUUUGAGAGCACAUUGAAUUGGCUUUGAUACAGUUCCAAAAUAUGUUAUACACAUACAGGUUGAACAUAUGUAUAUGCAUAUUUCUAUACAGUAUAUUAUAUUUAUAUAUAUACACACACACACACACACACACACACACACACAGGAAACCUGAAAGACUUUUCUGCUGUACAAAGUAUGAAUAGGAUGACUUGAAUGUUUAAAAAAAAAAAAGGCUUUGAGUUCCUUUUUCCUCCUGAAACCAACAAACUAGCAAAGACGAGAUCCCCGCAGGGAUUUUUGGAACGACAAGACCGCAUGAUAUUUUUGCUACGAAAAAAGAAAAAAGACAAAAAAGAGAAGCAAAAGCUCUUGAGGGAGGGAGAGAAGAUGCCCACUUUGACUUUUUCUUGAUUCUGGUUGUAAUCAGAAAUCCUCUCCUGCAGCUCAUGAAAUCAGCCCGAGCGAGGUCCUCGAACACCUCCCCCCCCCCCCCCCCCCCGUCCCCCAUGUAGCCCGUGGAUACAAAGUGCACGAAGAUCUCCCGGUUCCACCGUGUACAGCAACCUUGUUCGGAAUACGCGUUGUUCCUUCGAGAUUUUCUAUUUUAUUUCGGGUGGAGGCGUUCAUCGAUCACAUUUGUGCACCGGUCAACGUAAACGUCAAAUGACAUUUUCAGGUGAUGGCAGGGCGGCGGGGUGCACUUUUCGUUCUGGUUUAAAACAAGUGCUGAUUAUUGUAGAUAUGAUUUUGUCUUGAAAAAUACUGUGAUUUCAGAGUGUGGGAAAAUGUUCUAAAAGCUAGGGCAUUACAAGAUCCAAGUUUCGCAUUCCUCAUUUGGAUGGUUUGAAAGAAGAACAUUGUGUACAUUUUCUCAUGAACGUAUAUUUGUACUGUUUAUUUCCUCUUGUUGAUUGAGUUACACGCUCUUUCGAUCACGGACGUCAUAUCCUGCUUUGUGUUUGCGAAAAAGGAAAUGGGGCGGGCUGAUGCGUCGCUUUUGUGAUUCGUUGGAACCAAUCCGCAGUGUAAGUGUCGCAAUGAUGUCCGUUGAACAGAGUCGACCUAUCGGGCGGGCCACAGUUUUGUUACGUCGUGUUCACGGUUUAUUUGUCUGUUGAGCAUCUCUUCAGUGUUGGACUUGUUGUUGAGAAGCAGAAGUGGAAUAGAGUAGUUCAAGGGUCACAGACCGGAGGUAUGGAUUCAACAUUUUGAAGCCAAACGUGCAAACCCUCAAGUCUCAAGCUCACUUCAAAUGACAGCCCAAAGUAGCCCUGUAUUGUUUUGUUCUACUCUGUAAUGCAAAUGGUAGCCUCGGAGUUGGUUUCAGACUGGAAAAUCCAAACUUUCAAUUUUGAAAACAAAAAAAAGACACUUAGACUGCAACUACAAGGUCUAGACUCCGCAGCAGGCAAUAAGAGGAUAUUUGUAUACCUGCCCAACAUACCUUCCCUUUUAACUUUAAGGGCUCUAUUUUCCUAGAUGGCGUAGCUGAGCUGGAGCGUAAGCACUGGCGUAGCUUGAUUUUCGUGUAGGCGCCUUUGCCGAUUUGGCACACUCGCCUGUGUCGGCUCAGAGCGGGCGUGCCCUUGGAAAUUUGAUGUUUCAACUUACGCCUACCGGGACCAACGGUGGCUAAUGUCAAGAUGUACCACCCGUUGUUUUUGGACCCGUUUAGAAUUAGAUCGGUGGAAUAUUUUUGCUCGGCACCGAGACGUCGCGCCGCAUUUAAGGGGAAUGAAAUGAGGCGCUUCGAUUGGACAGGAUGAAAGUCAACUGAACACGGCCACACCAGCGCAGAUGUGCCGCUUUUAAAUGCGCCGGGGCUUCGCGAACUUACCGAAACUGGGUCUAGGCUGCCUGCUCGCGGAGUUAGGCCAAGCAACAGCGCUGGAUUUAAGCAGCCACGAAAAUAGAGCCCAAAGUCUCCCAUGAGAAAGUCAACGUGAGUCGAUUCUGCAUAUUGAAAAUUGGAAUGGGAAUAUCUGAAUUGCCGCCCCGCACGAUGUAUUUAUCCAUAAUUGGUCAAGUAGAAGAUUCAGGUGGUCAGCUUUUGUUUUUUUCAAGCAUAUUGCAGAUGUAAGCUAGUGAUUAAAGAUGCUUAUGCUUUGCAAUGUCCAUGUUGCUAGAUUAUCAUUGAUCAAUGUAGAAAAAGGUGGCAUGGGUUGUGAAGGAAUGGUUCACAUCAUAGUACAGUUUUCAUUUUGGUCGUUUUGCUAAAAGUGGAUAGUUGCAAGAAAAGUAUUUGUGUUUGUAUUUGAAAAGCAACUCAAGCAUCAACUGUUGCGCUCUUUUUCACGUGAGCAAAAAAGCAGCCCUUGCAUGCGUCACAUUACGUUCCCCUGUCGUCACGGCUUUCCGGGUGCGGAAUGAGCACGUUCGCCCCGAAAGCCGUGAGGAGUUUAUGUUUGAUGAUGUGCUACUAGCACGUGCGCUUCUACAAGAGAGAGCUUACGUUGGUUUAACAUGUCGAAGGUGUGGAGGAGGGGGCUGUUGAUCUGAGUUCAAUGUGACUUGUUCUUGCCUCGAGUGUAUAUGUGUAAUUACAUGUAAUUACUGUACUGUAAAUAUGAUAUCUUUCACUUAAUAGUUCUGCAUGCAUGAACAAAAACACGGCAGUUGGCAAAUACCAACUCGCCUCACUGCUAACGGCAUGGACAGCUUCUCUAGCAUUGGCAUACUUCUUGCAAACAAAACCGAGAAUUCCCCCCCAAAAAAAACAAACAAAAGGACGCGUGUUGACAAAAUAAUGGAGAAUUCAACAAGUCCUCUCACAGUGAUGGAGUUUGCGGAGACUGUUGAGGUUCGCCUGCCCCCCAAGGGCAAAGCUAAUGUCGACUUAAGCUUCGGCUCACUGUCGGCGAAUGGGAUGGAGUCGCCUUGAAUGAAAUGAGGCGUUUACCUCAACCAUUAACCAAUCACUAAUUCACCUCUCUUUAUUUCUACAUAUAUAUAUAUAUAUAUAUAUAUAUAUAUUGAACAAAAGGGCAUUACGGCCAAGCGGCUAGAGGAGCAGGAUAUGCCUUAAGAAGGCGAGGGGGAUGUUCUUUCCUGUUCCUCGAAAAUACGACGCUGUCGUGUGCCCUUGAGCAAGGUACAUAGCCAAGUCCUCGUGCAGCCGCUCCCUUACCGGCGAUAGACCUUAACGUGUGCAGUCCGUAAAGAGGGAUUUUCCAAACACUGAGCCAAUAGAAAAGGAGCCGAAUAAAGUCCCAAUGUCAAAUGUUGUUACCGUGAAAGCGCAGGAUAAGACUGUACGUGACAACAAAAGAGGCGCUUUGUCUGGUGCUUUCUCAGGAACGCACAUUAGACCGUUCAUAUUCAUGAUGAUCUUCACGAAACCUGGAAUAAGGCGGAACUUGACGAGAUCCUGGACGGUCCUCAUCCCAACGCAGGCAAAUAUGUCUUCCUUGUAAUAUUCCGACAUUAUUCUCCAAAACAUGCAAUUAUUCACCAAACAUUCCGACUUUAUUCUCACAGCAUUUGGCCCUAGCCGUUUUUUUGUACGACAUCAAGCAAAAUAGUACAAAGUGCAAGGUCAUCGACUGAUAGUAGGGAUAAUGAGUAUUUCCUAUUUGAAAUGAGCUUGAAUCAAAAUGAAGCAGGCCAAUUUCAUCCACCAAAGCCCAGACCAAGGCUGACAUGCAGACUUCUCACUGUUGGAAGAACUUUAGUUGCUGCAUUCAUUAUUUUGUGUACACCAAGCAAGGUUUACUUUUGCAUGACCUGACCUCUGGAAGGUUUCUUUCCUUAACCUCGUCCUAUUUCUUAGUCGGCAUCAUAUGAUUCAUCACCGCAGCCAGGACGAGAAGGAUCCAGUGUUUACAUGCUCAAAUUGCACUUGUUUUACAGCCAGCUCUAUUCAAUCUUGUUCGACAAACCUUUCGUCAUUAAAAAAAACAAAACAACAAAACCAUACAAAUAAGACCAAAUGUAAACACGGAACGAACAUGUUGGGAUUCAUGUGAAUCGCAGCGCAAAUGCACCGCAGCUUGUCGUCAAGCGCACAAUUUGAUCGGGUUCGGCACGCCCUGACCGGCUACAAAGGAUGGAAAGGAUGCGGCCCACAUAAGCCAUGUGAGCGGGUGUUCCCCAUAUUUUCCCUGUGAGGAGCUCCCUUUGGUUAUUAUGGGCUGUUGUUGAUUGCCAUUUGGCGAUACUUGCCAGAAGCUUCCCACUUAACACAUCAUUGUGCCUCCGUCUUUUCCGUUGCGCUUGCCGAGCAGGGAGACCAGCUCACGGUCGGUAGAAAUUGGCGAAACGCACGCGAUACAAUCCGCAAAACCAGCCCCUUCGUUUUUUGGGACUCUAAAUUGAUAACGUGUUUGGCCUCAUUCCUGUGUUCAUUUAUGAUUUGUUGUAUUUGUUGCAUUUGUUAUGGAUUGUUAUUCUUGUCGUUGUUGUUGUUUAAUCACGAGAAAGCAAAUGUGAUUCGUCGGCUAUAACUGGCACCGGAAGAAAAACAAUGCAUAUUUGUUUGGGUUUUCCUUCACAUUGGAGCGCUUUUUUCAGUUGUUUAAUGAGGUGUUUGAUUUCAUUUGGAGUAUCGUACCCAUGGAAAUCAACAUUUGUGUGGUAUGAUCUUGUAUUAUUUCGUUCUUUUGUCAGUGCAAAUUAAUGUUACGGUGUCAAUCAGCUUUUGUAGGUGUUUGAACAAAAUGUGUUUUUUUUACAAAUACAAGGUGUUCAAGUAUGUGGUAUAAAAAAAAAGGGUUAUCAUUCAAACAACGGACUUUUUUUUACAAAUAAAGGCUUAUACAGUAAAAAGGAAAAAAAAGCUAUGUCUUUUCAUUUGCCCUUUGAGGACUAAUAAAACAUCAGUACUGUA
Molecule: messenger RNA, 7146 nt
Organism: Phyllopteryx taeniolatus (common seadragon)
Lineage: Eukaryota; Metazoa; Chordata; Actinopteri; Syngnathiformes; Syngnathidae
Gene: gabrb4
Product: gamma-aminobutyric acid type A receptor subunit beta4
Exons: 10
Coding region: 773-2308 (511 amino acids)
Biological process (GO): chemical synaptic transmission; regulation of membrane potential; monoatomic ion transmembrane transport
Cellular component (GO): neuron projection; GABA-A receptor complex; synapse
Molecular function (GO): neurotransmitter receptor activity; GABA-A receptor activity; extracellular ligand-gated monoatomic ion channel activity
Source: RefSeq, a predicted model, not a curated record